This is a messenger RNA of Photinus pyralis (common eastern firefly), 1351 nucleotides long. RefSeq names its product growth hormone-regulated TBC protein 1-A-like. The coding region runs from base 260 to 1249 and encodes 329 amino acids. The record is from RefSeq and is a predicted model, not a curated record. NCBI's taxonomy places the organism in Eukaryota, Metazoa, Arthropoda, Insecta, Coleoptera, Lampyridae. The transcript has 3 exons.
GGUACUAAGUCUAUCACAACAAUAACCACAGCUACUAUUAUUAAUCUAAUUAAAGAUAAUUAUACAAGAGAUAUGCUUAAUUAUCUUAAAUGAUAAAUUGAGCCUUAGAGAAUUAUGACUCAACGUCUAAAAAUGAAUUACAAAACAUACGCAUAUAUCACCUAUUCAUAAAAAUAAAUCACUAUAGUCUUCUUUGCCUAAAAUGGAAUAAAAAUGUCUUGAAGAAAGAAGGGAUUUUCUUUCAGUGAACUUUUCGAAUAUGGCAUCUUCAAUGUAUAGUAAAGUGGACGAGUAUGGAUUCGAAAGGCCGGAAUCUUUCGAUUAUAAACAGUACGGAAACUUUCUCUCGCAAUACAUUGGGGUUUUAGCCAAACGCGCGAAAAGAUGGGAGGAUCUCAAGCCAACAGAUAGAUUUAAGAAGACAUCUACGCUAAAGCGAUUUGUACGUAAGGGGGUACCAAGCAGUGAGCGUGAGGCGGUUUGGAUGUCAAUUUCGGGUGCACAAGAGAUGCAAAACGAGUCAAUGGUGCAGUACAGCUCUUUGAAGAAAUACAUGGAGAAUACGACGAUAACAGAAAUGAUAAAAAUUGAUAUACCACGCACAUUCCCAGACAACAUAUACUUUGCGAAUGACAGCAUUCUUCCCGAGCAGCUGUUUAACAUUCUUGCAACUUUCGCGCAUCACAAUAAAGAAGUGGGUUACUGCCAAGGUUUGAAUUAUAUAGCCGGCCUACUGUUACUAGUAACAAAAAGCGAAGAAUCUUCCUUCUGGCUGCUAAAGGUACUAGUCGAGCAAAUUUUACCAAAGUAUUAUAUUAGAAGUAUGUCAGGGUUAUUGAUCGAUCUUGACGUAUUAGACGAAUUCGUUCAAAAAAAUGAGCCUGCCUUACACAGACAUAUCACAAGAGUUGGUAUGCCAUGGGCUGUUGCGAGUACCAAAUGGUUCAUUUGUUUAUAUGCCGAGGUACUGCCGACUGAAACGGUUCUAAGAAUAUGGGACUGCAUCUUCUAUGAAGGUUCAAAGGUGAUCUUUCGAGUUGCGUUGACCUUAAUUAAAAUUCACCGGCAACAAAUAUUGGAGGCCAGAGAUUUGGGUGAAAUGGUCGAGUGCUUUAGAAAAAUGGGGCAAAAUAUUAACGUCGUUAACUGUCAUCAGUUUAUGAUUGAAGUUUUUAAAACCCCAAGUUCAUUCUCAAACCGCUACUUGGAAAAAGUUCGUGAGAAACACUCAGCUUUACGAAGUACCUAAUGCUGCUCUCUCUCUGUCAACUCUAGUCUUGUUUUUAAGAAUUAUUUAUUUUAAUAAUGUGUAAUUUACAAUUUUUCAUUAAGAAUGCUUUUCUAAAAAAUC